AUCCGGAGAAGAAAGUAAGGUGUACAAUUACACUGCUGCAGGAGGAAGUCAGGAGGUCAAACUUUCCCAGUAAUAAGCUCAACUGGGCAGUGCCUGAAUCCUGCAGAAAGAACCCACUGCCUUUCUCACACCCACACCAUGGAGAAACUGGGAGAGAAUGAAACAUGCUUCCCAAACCUUCCCUUGCAAGGUAAAAAGAUGGCUUACCACAAAGUCAGUUCAGACCAGAGGACACAGUACCUAGAUAAUGAUGACCUCCAAGUGACCUCUCUGGAGCUAGAAUGGGACAUGGAGAAAGAACUGGAGGAGCCGGGUUUUGAUCAUUUCCAAAUGGAUGGGACAGUCCAUCAACCUGUGGAAACAACUCAGAACACAGACAUUGACCUGGAGCUGAUUCAGCCAUCAGCGUCUCCCAAAGGAAGGUUCCAAAGGCUUCAGGAAGAUCCAGAUUACGUCUCCCAUUAUACAAGACCACCACCAAAGAGCAACUGCUGCAGCCUUCGCCAGAUAUUUAAGCUAUUUUGCACUGCUAUGGGAUUAUUUAUUUUGGGGAUUGUGAUAGGCUACUAUGGACGUGCACAAUGCCCUCUUUCGCCUAUGUCUUCAGAACCAAAUUCUCCUCACCUCAGCCAGGAGAUUGUUAAACAAAUCAAAGCAAAUGAACUUGCACGGAUUUUCAGAGAGUUGAUACAGUUGCAUGGAAAAGAAGACAGAGACAUUGCAAUGAAGCUUCUGGUUGAGUGGACAUCUUAUGGCCUUGAAGAUGUCCAGCUUGUAAAUUACACAGUCCUACUUGACCUGCCAGGCUCUUCUCCAAAUACAGUGACUCUGAAGAACAGUCGUGAAUGCUUUUAUCCUACUGGACAGCGAUGUGACAAAGAAACACAAAAGCUUCAUAGUCAAGACCUUCUGUACUCUUAUGCUGCUUACUCUGCCAAAGGAACUCUCACGGCUGAAGUCUUUGAUGUACAGUAUGGGACUGCAGAAGACUUGCUCAGAAUUCAAAACCUCACAAUGGUGUCUGGAAAAAUUGCACUGUUGAAGUUAGGACGUCUGCCUCUGCUAUAUAAG
This is a messenger RNA of Pogona vitticeps (central bearded dragon), 1071 nucleotides long. Lineage: Eukaryota; Metazoa; Chordata; Lepidosauria; Squamata; Agamidae. The record is from RefSeq and is a predicted model, not a curated record.